CGGGAACUCGUCGCGCGUGACGCGAUCAUCGCCACAAUGGACGUCGGACGCCUAAUCGAAUGCGUCAAAGACCACGUGUACUUAUACGAUAUAAAACAUAAAGAUUACAAAAACAUCGCACUCAAAACGGCCGUGUGGGAAGCCAUCGCGAAGGAAUUACAUCAAACAUGCGAUACCGUGAAAUUAAAAUGGAAAACUAUAAGAGACGGGUACAUAAAAUACAAAAAACAGGUUAAGGAUAGCGCCUUCAACGGUAAAAAGAUAAACGACUACAUAUGGAGAUCACAAUUAGUUUUUUUGGACAGUCACAACGUAACAAGAAACUCCAAGGCGAAUCAGAAUAAUCAAAAGGCUUUAACGCAGCUACAAACCGAAGAUUCGCCCGGUGAGGCAGCUUGGCACUCGCCGAAACCCGAGGCGCACACAUCCCAAGAAUCGCAAAGCCCGUCCGAUAUGAAUUAUCAAAAUGAAUCGAGACUGACCAAGCGCAAGGCUGAAGACGACGUGGACAAAAUUCUAAAUUACUUAGUUAACAAAAAAGAAAAAAAAUAUGAUGCCGUUGAUUAUCUGUUUAUGAGUUACGCGGAAACGUUCAAGACCUUCUCGUCUCGAACUCAAACCGAUAUGAAAUUGGAAUUAGCUAAUUUAUUUCUUAACGCCGAACUAAAAGAGUUUGCGAACGCCGAAAGCGCUCAGAGACUGACCGCAGAGGCCCAGUCCGGUUCGGAUAGUUCCAGUAGCUCAAGCGAUUCGGAUAACUGCGAGAAUUCUCAAACAGAUCCCAUAGGAACGAUGGAUGUUAAAAUUGAAAGGUCAUCGACGCCUGAUUACUUUGAGCAGAAAUUUUAGUUUGGAUUAUGGAUGAGUAUGUUCGAAUUUGAGUUUAACGAGACAUGUUUUAUGUUUAAAAGUACAAUGGUACAGAGAGACGUAGGCCACAGAAACACAACAUAAAUUGACUAGCGAUUUCGAUUUAGAAAUUAGGAAAUUCUUCUUCUUUUUCUCCACCUUAUCCUAUUAAGUGGGGUCGGCACAGAUAAUUUUUCUAUUCAAUUCUCUUCUAU
Molecule: messenger RNA, 1064 nt
Organism: Bombyx mandarina (wild silkworm)
Lineage: Eukaryota; Metazoa; Arthropoda; Insecta; Lepidoptera; Bombycidae
Source: RefSeq, a predicted model, not a curated record